Solanum tuberosum (potato) is the source of this 2248-nucleotide messenger RNA. RefSeq names its product probable polyamine oxidase 2. Gene Ontology annotation, cellular component: peroxisome. The record is from RefSeq and is a predicted model, not a curated record. Gene Ontology annotation, biological process: polyamine catabolic process. Lineage: Eukaryota; Viridiplantae; Streptophyta; Magnoliopsida; Solanales; Solanaceae. Gene Ontology annotation, molecular function: polyamine oxidase activity. The coding region runs from base 397 to 1869 and encodes 490 amino acids. The transcript is spliced from 10 exons.
UUUUUCGUAAUGUACAAAGAAGAAUCCAAUUUGGACUCCAUUAACAAUCACCAACCAAACACUUGCUUCUCUCUCCUCUCUCUCUCUCUAGAAUCUUCUCUUUUCCCCCAAUUUUCAUCAGAAAAAAUCUCUCUCCGAUCAUCCCCAAUUUGAUUUCAGAGGUUUUUUUAUCAGAAAUUUGUAUACGCAUGAGCUGCUGUUUGGUCAAGCUGGGGUUCGCUUCAAAUUCCAAUAAUAAUCACUUGUUCACUUGUCUUUUGAUCUUUCUUCUCCAUUAUUCACCUAAUUCCACUAGUAAUAAUAAUAAUUGUGCCAGCAAUUCUGUUAUACUCACAUUAUUAUUGAGAUUAUUGACUUUUAGUUUAUUAAAUCCACAUUUCUCUCGCAAUUUAUCUCAUGGAUUCUCAACACAAGAGUAAUCGUCAACUCCAAAGAGCUCCUUGCUUCUCAAGUGCUGGACAGAGGGCCGAGGCUUCACCAUCUGUCAUUGUGAUUGGUGGGGGAAUUGCUGGCCUUGCAGCUGCUCGGGCGCUUUAUGAUGCAUCAUUUCAGGUGGUUGUUUUGGAAUCACGAGAUAGGAUUGGAGGCCGUGUUCACACUGACUACUCGUUUGGUUUUCCUGUUGACUUGGGUGCAUCUUGGUUGCAUGGUGUCUGCAAAGAGAAUCCUCUGGCACCUCUCAUUGGAAGACUAGGACUCCCUCUCUAUCGUACAAGUGGUGACAAUUCUGUGUUGUAUGACCAUGAUCUAGAGAGUUAUGCUCUUUUUGACAUGGAUGGUAAUCAAGUUCCCCAAGACUUAGUGACUAAGGUUGGCGAAACAUUUGAGAGCAUUUUGAAAGAGACUGAUAGAAUUAGACAAGAAUUCAGCGAAGACAUGUCUAUUGGUCGCGCUAUAUCAAUGGCUUUUGAUAGGAGACCCGACUUAAGGCUCGAUGGCAUUGCUCAUAAGGUGUUGCAGUGGUACCUUUGCAGAAUGGAAGGCUGGUUUGCUGCAGAUGCUGAUUCCAUCUCACUCAAGUACUGGGACCAGGAAGAAUUGCUUCCUGGUGGGCAUGGUCUUAUGGUUCGGGGGUAUCGUCCUGUCAUCAACACACUAGCAAAAGGGCUUGACAUUCGCAUAGAUCACAGGGUUACACAAGUAGUAAGACGUUAUAAUGGAGUGAAAGUGACUGUUGAGGAUGGGAGAACUUUUGUAGCUGAUGCUGCCGUUGUUGCUGUUCCUCUUGGUGUUUUAAAAUCGAACCGGAUCAAGUUUGAACCCAGAUUACCUGAAUGGAAGGAGGCUGCCAUCAAUGAACUAGGUGUAGGGAUUGAAAACAAGAUUAUUCUGCACUUUGAAAAGGUUUUUUGGCCAAAUGUUGAGUUCUUGGGGGUAGUUGCUCAGAGCUCAUAUGAAUGUAGUUACUUUUUGAAUCUUCACAAGGCCACUGGCCAUCCUGUCCUAGUUUAUAUGCCUGCGGGGCAGCUAGCCCGUGACAUUGAGAAACUAUCAGAUGAGGAUGCUGCCAAUUUUGCUUUUAAGCAACUUCAGAGGAUUCUUCCCAAUGCGACUACUCCGAUCCAACAUCUUGUUUCUCAUUGGGGUACAGAUGUAAACUCACUCGGAUCCUACAGCUACGAUGCAGUAGGGAAGCCUCAUGAGUUCUAUGAAAGGCUGAGGAUACCGGUGGAUAACAUAUUUUUUGCUGGAGAGGCGACGAGUAUGGAUUACCCAGGUUCUGUACAUGGUGCAUAUUCAACAGGACUAAUGGCUGCUGAGGACUGCAGGAUGCGUGUCCUAGAGCGGUACGGAGAGGUGGAUCUGUUCCAGCCAGUCAUGGGUGAGGACACUCCUGUUGCUGUCCCCUUAUUGAUCUCCCGUAUGUAACUAAUUUAGUUCCCAAUUAUAUAUGUAUAGACACAGUAUUUAAGUGUCAUAUGGGAUUGGCUUAACACAUCGUGUGCUGACUGCUUAGUGAAAAUUGUGGAAACUACAAGGUUCCUCAAUGAAUGAUCAAGUGUUAGCGAAUGUGUAGUCAUCUGUAUGCAGUGUUUAUGGCAUUUCUAAGUGAACUAGGAGACAAGGUCUGCUAAUAUGUACGAUGAUGCAGCUGUGGAAAUAAGGUCAGACUGGUUACAUCUGCAAAUCGCGGUGUUUUAAGUGCAUCUUUCAGUUUAACAGCUAUUAGCUAAUGCGUGUAACAUGAACUAUGCUUGUAUAAGAUGAUGUGUGUUUAUCUAAGACAAUUUAUUCUCAUUUGACAUCA